This is a messenger RNA of Triticum turgidum subsp. durum (durum wheat), 210 nucleotides long. The record is from the annotation of a GenBank genome assembly. NCBI's taxonomy places the organism in Eukaryota, Viridiplantae, Streptophyta, Magnoliopsida, Poales, Poaceae.
AUGGAGAAGGAAGCGACGACGCCGCGGCCGGUGUGCGCGCAGGAGGCGCUCGCGCUGCUCAACUGCGCCGCCGAGAACCCCUACGACCGCGACAAGUGCCUCGCCCUCCUCGACGCGCUCCGGGAGUGCAUCGCCCAAAAGAAAGUGAAGAAAUUUUCGUUGGCUGAAGCAGGCUCCACCAGCACCACGGAAGCUCCAAAAAGCAAAUAG